Molecule: messenger RNA, 2572 nt
Organism: Pundamilia nyererei
Lineage: Eukaryota; Metazoa; Chordata; Actinopteri; Cichliformes; Cichlidae
Gene: rbfox2
Product: RNA binding fox-1 homolog 2
Exons: 13
Coding region: 940-2316 (458 amino acids)
Biological process (GO): regulation of alternative mRNA splicing, via spliceosome; nervous system development
Cellular component (GO): cytoplasm; nucleus
Molecular function (GO): mRNA binding
Source: RefSeq, a predicted model, not a curated record
GUGGAAAGGAGGGAGGGAGGACAGUUUCCUUUCUGUAACACACACGCUACAUGAACACACCGGGAAAGCGGAGAGCGGAAAGAAAAUAAUAAGCGAGAGAAAGAGAGGGAGAAGGAAACGCUGCAGCCCCGGCGUCCGUCCGUCCGCCUGUCCGUCCUUCGGUUGGUUGGUUGGCUUUAUUGUUUUUGUUUUUUUGGGGGGAGGGAAGAAGCCGUCUUUUCUUUAAGCGCAGACUUGCGGACUAACAUGGGAAGAGAGAGCUCCUGAGGAGGAUUGACUUUCAGUGAACCUCUGCUCUGUGGUAAAAGUCUGUGGCUAACAGGGAGGAAAAAGGGCGACGGGGAAGACAUGUUGAGGGUUUUUUUCAUCUUGAGGUUGCGGUAGGGUAUUGAUGUUGUGCUCUUAAAAAACACACAGCUCUCCUGGAGUGGGGUUAAAAAAGAGAGAGAGAGAAAGAGAGGGGGGAGCAAAUGGAAACUAGGCAGUAGGCUAAGCUCAGGAGCCAUUGUUUUGAUCGGUGUUUGUUUAAUUGGCUUGUUAUGAUCUGAAAUAACGUAGGCCUCUUAGGCAUCCCCGCAGUAAAUACAUACACGGUCAGCAGACAGGGGCUACACAGCUGCAAAUUAGCCCGACAGAGCUGCUCGCAUUGCAGGGGACUCUGUUAUGAAAUAACAGGGAAAACGGUGCUUGUGUGAGAUUUCCUUUUAUAUAUAUAUAUAUUUUUUUUUUCAAGUGACAUUUUUUAAGCCAGGCAGCCAAAACAUUUCCAGAUACAUCAACUCACUGGGGGGGAAUCAUACAAAGGCCCAAAAUACAGUGAAAGCUACUUGGAUUAUUAAAAGACUGUUUUAAUCCCUCCGACGAUUUAAGCACAGAGGUGCACUAGAUUAGGUUAUUUUAGCCCCGUUUAGCUGAAGAGAGGGAACAAAAGAUUUUUAAAUGUUAAUGUCGACCGACGUUGCAUCCAUCAUGCUGCCUGUAUCCCGGGGUCUCAUAGACCGGGAUAGAGAGCUGGACCCCAUGGCCGGGGUGCAUCCCAACCCCGGUGGCGCUCCUGCAGCUGUUCGCGGCAUGAAGCGAGGAGACCCGGAGCCCGACGGACAGACAGCGGCGGCUCUGGUGGACUCGACCGGCGCUGAGUGCAAGCGUCCCCGCAUCGACGGCACAGGAGGAAUGGGCGAGGUUGGUCAGAACAACGACCCCUUGACGCUCAGCUAUCACGGAUACCCGUCUCAUAGUCAGGGUUCUCAGGAUAGUGCUGGCGGUCAGGAGGGACUCGUCCCCCCACCUUUCUCUGCCUUCCCGCCUCCUCCACCACCGCCCCCCCAGAACGGCCUGGCCCUGGAUUACGGGGGCAGCCUGUAUGCUGCAGGGGCCGUCCAGGGUCCCGUGGAAGCCGGCGGAGCAGCGAAUAGCGCAGCCAACGCCGCUAACAGCCUCAGUGCCCAACAGUCAGAUGGGUCCUCCCAGAUUGAGGGCCAGUCUGGGGUUGGCUCGGGAGGUGGAGGCGGCGGGGGGAACGCCGGAGACGAUUCGGACUCCAAGGCCACCCCCAAACGCCUUCACGUAUCUAACAUCCCCUUCCGCUUCCGAGACCCUGACCUACGGCAGAUGUUUGGGCAAUUUGGCAAAAUCCUUGAUGUGGAGAUCAUUUUUAACGAGAGGGGAUCGAAGGGCUUCGGUUUUGUUACGUUUGAGUCGAGCGCAGAUGCAGAGAGGGCCAGAGAGAAGCUCCACGGCACGCUGGUGGAAGGACGUAAAAUCGAGGUUAAUAACGCCACAGCCAGAGUGAUGACAAACAAGAAGAUGACCACGCCGUACUCGAACGGAGAGGGCCUUGCGGCACUGCCAUAUGCUGGAUGGAAGCUGAGUCCUAUGGUUGGAGGCAUUUACAGUCCUGAGCUCUAUACAGUACCAGGGUUUCCGUACCCAGCAGCAGCAGCAGCAGCAGCUGCCUCGACCGCUGCAACCUUUCGAGGCGCUCAUCUCCGAGGUCGUGCUCGGCCAGUGUACAGCGCAGUCAGGGCCGCUGUCCCACAGCCUGCCAUCCCCACCUAUCCUGGUGUGAUGGCCUAUCAGGAUGGUUUUUACGGUGCAGCUGAUCUCUAUGGUGGCUAUGCAGCGUAUCGAUACGCCCAGCCGGCUGCAGUAGCAACGCCUGCGGCGGCAGCAGCUGCAGCGGCAGCUUACAGUGACAGUUAUGGACGAGUUUACACAGCAGAUCCCUACCACGCUGCACUUGCCCCAGCUGCCUACGGCGUUGGAGCCAUGGCUACGCUGUACAGGGGAGGCUACAGUAGAUUUGCUCCCUACUAAAGACACUACAUUUCCCAGGAGCUCCUCUCUUCCAUUGAAUUACUUUGAAAGAGCUCCCCCUGUUGUCACGGAGGUGGACUGCACCCAGUUUUAAAACGUGGACUUGACCACAAAGAAGAUAUUUCAGAUCCCACCCCAGAGCAGUCCCACGUUUUCUUAUAUACGCUACUACAGAAAUAGAGGAAUGCUGUAUUAAAGACUGAAGGAUGGCCUUAAUGUUAAAAAAAAAAAAAAGAAGAAGAAGAAGAGAAAAAAA